GUGCGGACCUGCUGCCGCUCCACACUUCCCCAUUCCCCGGCUCCGCCUCUCUUCUCUCUCUCCCCCUCCUCUCCCUCCCUUCUUGGCUUCUUGAAGAGAGAUGCAAAGAAAGGAAAGAAAAAGACAGUAGAUUAUUAGGAAGAAACGAUAACAGAGAUAUAAUAAAUAGCACAAUCAUUGCAUCAACCAUCUGGAGCUCUGUUUCUUUUCCCUCUCUCUUCUCCUUUUCCUGCUCUCUAUCUCCGGCUCUUUGUUCCUUUGAAAUAUAUAGAAGGGAAAAGGAGAGGAAGGAGGAACCAAUUCGCUGGUAUAUGGGCUCCGACAGAGUAAUGAGCGGCGGCGGCAGCAGCAGGCUGUCGGCGGUCCUGAUGGUGGCGCUGGUGGCGGCGCUAUCGUCGUUGGGGCUUCUCUCGCUGGCGGACGCCACCGUGUCCUACGACCACAAGGCUCUCAUCAUCAAUGGGCAGCGGAGGAUCCUCAUCUCCGGCUCCAUUCAUUAUCCCAGGAGCACUCCCGAGAUGUGGCCGGAUCUUAUCCAGAAGGCCAAAGAUGGAGGCUUGGAUGUCAUACAGACGUAUGUGUUCUGGAACGGCCACGAGCCGUCCCCUGGCCAGUAUUACUUUGGAGGGAGGUAUGACCUUGUUCGCUUCAUCAAACUGGUGAAGCAGGCCGGCCUCUACGUUCAUCUUCGCAUUGGCCCAUAUGUUUGUGCCGAAUGGAAUUUUGGGGGAUUUCCCAUUUGGCUCAAAUAUGUCCCUGGUAUCAGCUUCAGGACAGACAAUGGACCUUUUAAGGCGGCAAUGGAGAAAUUUACAGAGAAGAUUGUCUCCAUGAUGAAGGCCGAAGGGCUAUUUGAGUGGCAGGGUGGUCCAAUUAUCCUCUCCCAGAUUGAGAAUGAGUUUGGACCAUUGGAAUAUUAUGGUGGAGCUCCUGCAAAGUCUUAUACGAACUGGGCUGCUCAAAUGGCUGUUGGUCUCAAAACUGGUGUGCCAUGGGUCAUGUGCAAACAAGAUGAUGCCCC
Elaeis guineensis (African oil palm) is the source of this 1021-nucleotide messenger RNA. The record is from RefSeq and is a predicted model, not a curated record. NCBI's taxonomy places the organism in Eukaryota, Viridiplantae, Streptophyta, Magnoliopsida, Arecales, Arecaceae.